Molecule: messenger RNA, 3150 nt
Organism: Caenorhabditis briggsae
Lineage: Eukaryota; Metazoa; Nematoda; Chromadorea; Rhabditida; Rhabditidae
Exons: 7
Coding region: 1-3150 (1049 amino acids)
Cellular component (GO): cytoplasm
Molecular function (GO): protein binding
Source: RefSeq, a predicted model, not a curated record
AUGCCACAUACCGUACCCGGGUGUCUACAUCCGAGCAACGGGAGAAAUACCAUCGACUGGAAUGAUGGAGGUCUCAUUGCAUAUGGAUCACAUAAUGUUAUAUUCAUCGUAGAUGUGCUUCGAUACAAAAGGAUCCAGUCAAUUGAACAUCAUCAGUCGGCCAUCAAUAUUGUCAGAUGGUCUCCAGCUCGGUCCCCGUUCGCCGAUUCUUCCACAUUCCAGCCAAUCGUUGCAUCUGCUGAUAUCAGUGGCCACAUUUUCAUUUCAAAUGCAAUCACCGCUGUGCAGAUUAACCAGUUCUCGCAUCCCAACAGCUCUGUCCUCCAAAUGUACUGGUACCCAUGGAAAGACAUCUCCCGUGACUAUCUUCUUGUUCUUCACUCCUCGAGUACUGUAGUCCUCUGGAAUACGGUAACGGGCGAAAAAGUUUGGAGUCACACCUACACUCAUGUACCUCUUUUUGAUUUCACAGUUGACCCUUUCUCAUUGAGAAAUGUUAUAUUUAGUAGUUCUGGUAACAAAGUUCUAGUCUGUUCGGAUAUCGCUUUAUCCGAGCCCGCAUCUUCUGGUCAUCUAUUCCAAGUCACUUCAGAAGAUGGCUCUACGACAACCACUAAUACUAAUAUUUACCUUAUCACAUAUCACAAAGCUUAUCGGAAUACGGUUUUCAUAGCAAUCAAUUCUAGCCUGCACCUAGUCAAUCCUGAACUGAUGUGUUGUCUGGCUCGUGUUCCCAUAGAAUCCAAUAUAGUCUCUUGGAUGCCGUCAAGCCGUCGGGAUGCUUUAUUCGCUGUGCAUUCAAACGGAGCAGCUACUCUGCGAGUAGCCAAAUUUGAACCAACAGAAGAGAAGAAACCAAAUGCAAGCUUCUCGAUGGAAAAGAUUUGUCAGACAGAAUGUGUCAGACCCAUGAACAAUCAACGGAUAGUGGCUGCUUCACUAUGUCCAACCACCCAAUCGACAGUCUCUGUACUGUAUCAGAAUGGAAAACUAGUGUUUUGGCAGCUGAGCAAUGGACGAGUUCCUCUAAUAUAUAGAGCUAGUUUCAUAGAAGACCUUUUCGGAUUUAAUGUAAAUCUUGAUACUAAACCGAUCGGAGAACUCAGCUUACAUCAAUUGAGCCAAAUGGGAGCCUUGUCUUCUGGUGUGACUUGUGUUCGAAUGAGACCAAUGGAUGAAUUGACCAAAGUGGAAAAUGAUCCUUUCGGUACCGUAGAUUAUACAAACACAUCUAAUGCCCAAUUUCCAGCUAACACUGCUCUCGGAACCCUCCAUCUCGCAGCUGUGGGUACCAACUCUGGAACAGUUCAUCUCGUCGACGUUUUCAGUUCUCAAAUCUACAGGGACUUCUCAGUUCAGCCUUCUUUAGUGAAAUGUCUGGAAUGGGGAGGUGUUUAUUCACUGGUAACCGCAGGAUAUAAUCAUUCGUUGAGUGCUUCUCAGAUUGUUCGAAAUGAUGUUUUCAUUACGGAUAUUCGAACAGGACUAGCUAGAAGGAUUCGACCGGAGACGGAUGAGAGUCCUAUAACUAUUAUUAGGGUUUCUUAUUACCACUGCUAUUUGGCACUUGCAUUCCAAAGAGAACCUCUGGAAAUAUGGGAUCUAAAAGGCCUUCGAAUGCUUCGCAAGAUGAGUCGAAGUUGUCCAAUUAUAAUUGAUAUGGCUUGGUCCAACAAACAUCACAGUUUCAAAACGACAGAAUCCACACUUCAGAGUGUUUACAAAGAGAACCUAGUUCUUCUAGACUCUGAAAAUCGUAUCUACCAUAUUCCCCUUCGUGGACUUCAUGUGCGGGAUGGUAAGAUGGUGAAUACGCAAUGGAAGAGUGCCAGUGCCCAGAUCUGCGCGAUGACGUGGAAAGACGAUAUGCUGGCUGUAGGAGACGUUGAAGGCAAUUUGGUUGUGUGGGAUUUGGGAAGAAGACAAUCUCGUCAGGUUCGAGAUGUCUCACAUUCAAGGGUCCUGCGAAUGACGUUCUCUCGAUUAGCUGGUGAUCAUACUAUGGCAGUUCUUCAUUCCAAAGAAGUUACACUUUGGGAUACAGAAGCAAUGACACGAAUUCAAUCCAUCCGAAUGGACGCGUCUAAAUUAUGUUUGGAUGCGGAUCUGUGUGGACUUUCCCCACUGGUUCUCACAAAUGAUAACACACUGAGAUUUGUUGUAUCAAACUCCAAAAACCAGCCGCUUAUGGACAAAGGUAAAUAUUCUUGCUUUAACAGUCGAAUAAUUUCUUUUUUUCAAACAGAGCUUCCAUUUGUCUACCAUGAUGACGCAAAUCAAGUAGUUAGGAAUUGGUUGGAGGGUACUGGUAGUCGGAAGUCAUCAGCUGACAGAAGCCCUGAUGAGAAACAAGAAGAAAACUUUUUGGACGACGCGUUGACUUGGCUCGAAAAUCAGAAGAAUCCACUGAUAGAGACUCUUGAAGCAGAUGUGUCAAAACUUCGGCGAGAACGAAUAGUUCGUCGUUUCACUGGAGAUCACUUUUCAGCUGAUCUAAUUUCCAUUGUCAUUGAUAGAUUCGCCCGUUCAGACACCGAUCAUUUACCACCAAAUCUACAAAUGUUCUGGGACAAUGCAAAGUUCAAAGAGCGAGAAUCGAGAGUAAUCAGUGUCGCAUGUGCAGCCGAACAAGCAAUGGAAAGACGAUUGGUUGAGCAAGCAGUAGUUGUGGGAGGGAAUGCGAAGGAACGAGUGACUGACCGAUUAAUUGUUUCCGCCGAUUUAAGAUACGCCAGCAUCAAAGCAGCCUUGUUGGUAUCUUCCCAAGACAACGAGAAAGCCAAGUCACUCAUUAAACUGAUUGCCACCAACUUGAUUGCCUCUGAUUUAAUUGAAGACGGAGUUGAACUACUUUUCUUAGUCGGUGCAGGUGGAGACGCAUGCAAAUAUUUACAAUCACAGAAGCUGUGGACUAAAAGUAUUGUAUAUGCAAAAGUAGGAAUGGGACUAGUGGAUCCGUCAGAGGUAGAAGCGAAAUGGAUUGGUCAUUUAGCCGAUGAAGCCAAACAGAUACGAGUUCUAGCUGAAGCUUCCCGUCUCAAUUGGCCUGAUGUGGUCGAGGCAACGUCUUCAGUGGAUCCUAUUCUCGCUCGUCUUAUUCUGCGCACAACCACCUCUACCCCACCAUUAUCGUCGUGCCCAACCCCGUGA